AAAAUAUAAAAAUAGCUCAUAAACUUUAUAAGAUAUAUCUAUAUUGUUUAAUAAAAUACAUCUUCAGAGAUAUUUUUUAAACUGUAAAAAUAUUAUAUAUCUUAUAAAAUUUAUUAGAUAUAUUGUAAAAAAUAGACGAUAUCUCAUAAAUUAUUUAAGAUAUCUUUAUCGAAGAAUAAAUAUGGCGUGCCAUACAAAUCCCAUUGAUCCGCCCAUGGUGGCGUCGUGGUACUUUUACUUUCAUUUUCAAUUAUAACGUGCGAGUAGCUAGCUACUAGUUAGUAGGCCUAGGCAAGUGGACAGUUAAAAAAGAAGAAGGGGGGAAAAGACUUUAAAGGGAUGAACGGAUUAGUCUCAGAUGUAACGUACAAAAUAUUGACCUGAUGGGUGGAACAUUGACCAGGACUGGGCUUUCCUUCCAAAAGGCAAAAUAUCUCGGCAGUAAAUCUGUGUGUGGGAAAACCGUAAUUAUAACAGGGUCCAAUACAGGGAUAGGGUUCCAGACAGCACUGGACUUAGCCAGGAGAAAUGGCAGGGUCAUCCUUGCCUGUCGGAAUUCCAGGAAGGGAGAGGCUGCGAGAAACAGAAUUAUUCAGCUGACAGGAAACCAGAGCGUUGUAUUUCGACAUCUUGACGUUAGUGUGAUGUCAUCCAUUAGGACAUUUGUUGAUGUAAUUAGAAUGGAAGAAAAGACAGUGGAUAUUCUCAUCAAUAAUGCAGCUGUUGUAAAUUGGAAUGAAGCAUUUACAGAAGAGGGUCUAGAAGAAACUUUUGCAACAAACUAUUAUGGACCUUUUCUGUUAACAACACUUCUUCUCGACCUAUUGAAGAAGUCUCCAGACAGCCGUAUUAUAAAUGUUGGUUCCAUUGCCAGCAUGGGGGGCUCUGUUGAUGGAGACAUGGUGAGGGUCAGCAGAGGAUUCUCUGGGGAGGAGUAUAACGACUCCAAACUCGCCCUGCUGCUGUUCACAAAGGAACUUUGCAGAAAGAUGGAGUGCACAGGUACCAGAGUAAUGUACGUUCACCCUGGCACUGUUAGAAGUGAACUAUUCAGAAAUUUACCUUGGAUUUUCAGAUUCAUCAUAAACUUUAUAAUGAGACCAUUUACCAAGACUCCUGAACAGGGCGCUCAACCGGUCCUGUUCUGCACGCUGGAUGACUCGGUCCAGACAGGAGGUUACUACAUGGACUGUCAAUUGUACGAUCACACUAUGUGGGUCCCCAAGUCUGCUUAUGAUGAGGGACUGGCCAAGAAACUCUGGGAGACCACGGAGAGAGUUAUUGUAAAUUGUCAAACUGGGUAACAUAAGAAAACAUUAUCACUGUAUAUAUGUAAUACAAAAUAACAGUACAAUGUAUCUAGAUUAGAACAAGCCCCCCCCCCCCCCCCCCCCCAAAAAAAAAAGAAUACCAAAACCAUGACUGACAUGAUCAUUUAUUGGAAAGAGGGCACCAACAGUGAUGAUGAACUGUUAUAGAUAUAUCAGUGAUGUUUACAGCCUUGUGUAACCAUGGAAAUGAAACAGGAAAAGCAUGGAACUGAGGGAUAGCAAAUGGAGAAAUUUUAUCCUUAUAUAUUUCAUGUUGUUUUGUCACUUAUCAAUAAACCUAUGCUUUUU
Ostrea edulis (European flat oyster) is the source of this 1619-nucleotide messenger RNA. RefSeq names its product retinol dehydrogenase 11-like. The transcript is spliced from 6 exons. Bases 384 to 1304 code for a protein of 306 amino acids. The record is from RefSeq and is a predicted model, not a curated record. NCBI's taxonomy places the organism in Eukaryota, Metazoa, Mollusca, Bivalvia, Ostreida, Ostreidae.